CGCUCAGAGCAGCUAAUCAGCCAGUAUACUCACUCGCGAGUUGAAGAGAUAGCGUCCGCUAACAACGCGAAUCCUUAUUUAAACCGCAGCACCAACCCGGGCCAGGAUCAGUCGGUUUCGGAGAUAGUGCUGAGUAUCAGUGGUGAAUCAAAGCUACAAGUGCCAGAAAAAAGGAUGAGCUCUCGUCAGGAAGAGAUGGUGGCGACCCCAUUCAAGUUGUGGGGUGGCCGAUUUUCCAAAGGUAUCGAUCACGUUCUGUCGAAGGUGAACAAUUCGUUGACGGUGGACAAGCGUCUGUACUCGGAGGAUAUCGACGGCAGUAUUGCCUAUGCGAAGAGCUUGACCGAUGCCAAACUGCUGACCAAGAGUGAGUUCAAAGUAAUUUGCUACGGCUUGGAAACGAUCAGAAGUGAGUGGGAAAAGGGAACGAUCAAGUUGAUGCCACGGGAUGAGGAUGUGCACACGGUGAACGAACGGCGGCUGAUCGAGAUCAUUGGGUUGCAGAUCGGCGGAAAGUUACACACCGGAAGAAGCCGUAACGAACAGGUGGUGGUGGAUAUGAAACUUUGGAUGAGAAACUCUGUGCGAGACGUGAUGAAGCAGUUGGCUGCCUUGAUCGCGGGCUUGAAUACCGUUGCAGAACGUUACAUUGAUGUGCUGAUGCCGGGUUAUACGCACAUGCAGAAGGCUCAACCGGUGCGGUUCAGUCAUUGGAUUUUGAGUUAUGCGUUCUACUUUAAAGAGGACUAUCAUAGAUUCUCGGAGUUCCUGAAACGAAUGAAUGUGCUUCCGUUGGGUAGCGGAGCUCUGGCGGGAAAUCCGUUCAACAUCAAUCGUCAUCAGUUGGCGGAAGAUUUAGGUUUCAACGGAGUUUCGUACAACAGCAUGAAUACGGUCAGUGAUCGUGACUUUGUGGUAGAGUUUAACUUCCUCUGCACCCUGGCAGGAGUUCAUUUGAGUCGAUUGGCCGAAGAUCUGAUCUUGUUCUCAACAAAAGAAUACAACUUUUUGGAGCUUUCUGAAGAGUACACAACUGGCAGCAGUUUGAUGCCCCAGAAGCGCAAUCCGGACAGUUUGGAGCUGAUUCGAGGCAUUUCGGGCAGUGUUUUUGGCCAGCAUUGUGGACUACUGAUGACCCUGAAAGGCCUGCCGUCGACGUACAACAAAGAUUUGCAGUGCGAUAAGAGCGGCAUGUUUGCUGUUUACGAUCAGAUUCUGCUUUCACUGACGCUGGCGACUGGAGUGAUAACGACGAUGAAAGUUGACGAGGAACGCUGCUUGAGUGCUCUCAGUUACGACAUGCUUGCAACCGACAUGGCAUACUAUUUGGUGCGCAAGGGAAUUCCAUUCCGAGAGGCUCAUCACAUUUCGGGAGAGGUUGUAGCGUUCUCUGAGAAGGUUAAAAUUCCGAUUAAUAAGCUCACGCUGGAGGACCUGAAGGAGAUCAGCCCAUGCUUCGAUGAGACGGUAAGCACGCUGUGGAACUAUGAAAACAGUGUCGAACAGUACACCGUUGUCGGAGGAACCUCCAUGAUCUCAGUACAGGAACAGAUCAACUUACUCAAGGGCUUUCUUUCGAAGUGCGACUGAGAUUUUUAUCUAGAUUUUAAGAUUAUUUUGUUUUAUUCUGUUGAACCAUAAAUCUGUAUAAAUAUAGUAUAUGACUUUUCUGCUGUAGAGUUUAAUCGUGAGAGAAGGUUAAAUUGUUUAUGUAUACUGUAAAAAAACGAAAAAAAAACUGUGCCAUGUCUUCGUGUUUUGUGACUAAUAAACACCUUUCUUUGAAACCUUAA
This is a messenger RNA of Aedes aegypti (yellow fever mosquito), 1793 nucleotides long. It is a transcript of the gene Argl, whose product is annotated as argininosuccinate lyase. The record is from RefSeq and is a predicted model, not a curated record. Bases 175 to 1590 code for a protein of 471 amino acids. Gene Ontology annotation, cellular component: cytosol. The transcript has 2 exons. Lineage: Eukaryota; Metazoa; Arthropoda; Insecta; Diptera; Culicidae. Gene Ontology annotation, molecular function: argininosuccinate lyase activity.